Hyaloperonospora brassicae is the source of this 1158-nucleotide messenger RNA. Lineage: Eukaryota; Oomycota; Peronosporomycetes; Peronosporales; Peronosporaceae. The record is from the annotation of a GenBank genome assembly.
AUGACCCCGAGCGACUCGUGGGGCCAAGACGCGAUGCGGCGUCUGCGUCGCCACUUUACCAGCGACCGCUCCGUCGCUGUGUACGAGGCACUCACCGCUCAUGCUCUGGAUGCAGCUACGGGCGGCGCUUUGUUCCUAUGCGGCGUGUCGACCGCACAAGUGGCCCAGAAGCUCCUGCGCAUCGGCUCCGCCUCGAGGUUUCUGCUGCCUCAGACGAUAGGCGCUGCGGCCGUCGCGUCGUCCUCUGUCCUGUCGCUUCACUUUGCGUCCAUACCGAGGGACAUCUACCAGGAAGUGGCUGCGAUGAGCCGCCGCGCACAGGACGAGCAGCGGGGCUGGAGCUGGCUCGUGCUUGGCGCCAAGAACAUGCAGCCGCCGACGGCGUGGAGACUGGCUCGGACCAAGGUGACGGAGCGCUGGGACGACCUGUCCGAAGCUCCGUACCCGGUGUACAUGGUCAUGGGACUCGCGUGCUUCAAGCUACUGGGCGGUCGUAUGAGCGCCUUGGCGCCAUCGCCCUUUGCCGACCUCGGAGCCUUUCACCUGAAGAAAGCGUCGCUCCCGGCGACGGUUGAUUACGCUACUAGCGUAGAGAGAGGCAUCAUCCAGGAGUUUGGACGACUGUAUGGAUGCCACACGUGCGGAGUCAAGCGUGGGGUGCGAUACCAUGCAGACCACAUGCCACCGAAACUGGUAGCGAAGCGAUCGGACGCGGGGUUCGUCCGGCGGACACUGGGCUGGAAGACGACCUUUCGCUUUUACCCGCAGUGCGAGUCGUGCUCGAACCAGCAGAGCAGCGUCGUGAAGCAAUGGAAGUCGACACUCAAGGUGCACUUGCGGUCGUCCCGAGCAUACCAUUUCACAGGUCUUUGGCUUGUACUGCUAUGCACGGGUGGUCUCUACGUCGGCGGCUCACACUUCCACGAAACGUCCGAGGUGUCGGCUGCAGCGACUCCAGCUGACGAACAUCUCGGCUCAUUUGCAUCGCCGGAUUUCCAGCUGCUAGUGUCACUUCGCGAGCGAGAGCGCAAACUGCGUCGAGAGCGAGAACGACAGAGGGAUUCCACACAGCUCGCUGCGAUUGAUAACGAGUUGGAAGCAGUCGCGCGGUGCAAGAAGGCCAUCAAAGCCGACGUCAAACGGCACAAGGUCAACUAG